AUGGCGACACAGAAUGGAGUCACGGCAGCGGCGGGGACGACGACGGUUGCGGUGCUGCCAACAACGGGUGAUGGACCGACGGAACCGCAGCGGAUCAAAUCGAAGUUCAAUCCGAGCGCAAAGCCGUUCGUGAUGCAGAGGUCAUCGAAGCAACCUGUGAAACCAUCGGCGGCACCUUCGACAAAAAUACCAAACCGUAGCGGUGAUGAUGGUGGUGGUGGCCUGCGCGCUGGCCAGCAGGAACAGGAAGAGGACGAGAUCGCCUACAUCGGACCAACCCGAUUACCGGUAUCGACACGCGUCUGGAACGCCAUCUCGUCCUACUCGCUGGAGGAGAUCGGUACGACCUGCUGUCCGUCAACCGGUACCGUUAGACCAUCGGCAGGGCUAGCGAUGGUCAGAAAGCAGACAGCGCCACCACCACGGCCGCCCCUACAACCUACUAUGGUGUACCAGCUGCGUCCGUUGUGCCAGGUUACGACGCCACAGGAGGUGAUUCCAUCGCAUCCUUUCGGGCCAACCGUACUAUCGAGCGGCAUCAUUCAGCUGCAACUGCGCGACUCGGUUGUAGUGGAUCUAACGCUUGAGGGUUCAAUCCGUGUCUUCAAUGGCCGGCAGAACAUUGCGAUUGCCAUCUCGAGUAACGGGAUCGCGGCCGCUAUGAACCACCCGAAUGGCAUCAUCUUCCAGCAUGGACCGCGUGUCGACAUCAUGGCGUACGAUGCGAAGCGACAGAACUCCUACAUACGAUUCGCAAAGAUGUGGAGCAAGGGUAUCAGUCUGACGAGCGAGGGUUGCGCCUUGAUCUAUCUGGUCGAUUCGGCCGGUACGCGCACCACGUCCGAUAUGCUAAACAUGGACCUGAACGCGGACUACGUCCAGCAGGUGUUCUACAAUGGCAUCGUCUGCGGUACGCAACAGCUAGCGGCUCUAAGCCAGGUCGUCCAGAGUUCGAGCUUCCAGCUCGGUGACGACAGUUCCAUUCAGUACCACGUGAACGGUUUUCGCAUCAGUCAGAGUGGCGAUGGGCUGGUAAAGAUCUAUCGCUCCAACAACCGCUGCACGAUCCGGACGAGCCCACUGAACGGGUGUGCCACGGUAACGACACCUCUCCUGCACUGUACCGCUUCGCUCGGUGCCACCUCACAUCUGUUCGUACGUCGCGAGGAACGUCGAAUGCACUUCGAUGGUGCCACCUUCAUCGUCCGCAAUGCUGGCCAUUCGGCCGGUUUCGACGAGCACAAUCAAUUGCGCGUCUACUGA
Anopheles darlingi is the source of this 1263-nucleotide messenger RNA. RefSeq lists its product as uncharacterized. The record is from RefSeq and is a predicted model, not a curated record. Bases 1 to 1263 code for a protein of 420 amino acids. NCBI's taxonomy places the organism in Eukaryota, Metazoa, Arthropoda, Insecta, Diptera, Culicidae. The transcript has 6 exons.